Messenger RNA from Nematostella vectensis (starlet sea anemone), 849 nucleotides. RefSeq lists its product as uncharacterized. Lineage: Eukaryota; Metazoa; Cnidaria; Anthozoa; Actiniaria; Edwardsiidae. The record is from RefSeq and is a predicted model, not a curated record. Bases 70 to 711 code for a protein of 213 amino acids. The transcript has 2 exons.
AUCUUGGCGGGAAAAUUUCACCAACUCAAAUCCAUCCAGCCUGAGCUGCACCUGUGGGUGUCGUAUGGCAUGGGGCGUCACUUCCGGUACCUGAGUAUUAACACCAUUUGUGAAGGUCUGGGUGAAGCAAGGUCUAUCGCAUUGCCAGUGUUCCACGCACUCAGUGGCUGUGACACCACAUCAUCCUUCUACGGGAAGGGCAAGUUAACAGCAUGGCAAACUUGGGACAUCUACAAAGAUGUAACUCCAACUUUACAGUUCCUGGCUCUCAACCCCUUCCAUCAACUAACUCUGGACUCCGAGCACUUCAAGCGCAUCGAGAGGUUCACUGUUAUUCUCUACGACAAAUUGAGUCCGUUUGCUUGCAUCAACGAUGCAAGAAUGGAACUCUUUUGUAAGAAUAACCGCGCCAUGGACAAGCUUCCACCGACAAAGGACGCCCUUCUGCAACAUGUCAAGCGCUGCAUCUACCAAGCGGGGAUCUGGACAUCCAGUGAGAUUUCACAGCCGGUGUUGCCUUCGCCAGACCAGUUUGCGUGGAUCAAGGAGGCUGGCACAUGGGUUCCUCGAUGGAUCACAAUACCAGAGGUUUUAAAGGGUUGCAGCGAACUGACAAAGUGCAGCUGUAAAGGAGUGUGCACCAGGUGUAAGUGCAUCAAAGCACACCUAGAAUGCACACUAUUGUGCAAGUGCAAAUGCCGCAACACUUGAACAGCCAUGCAAGGCAAAUAGGUUUUUGGGACAAACCUAUAUUUGUGUCAAAGAACAACAAGGAAUGGGCUCAUUCAGUAUACAUCUGGCUGCUUAGAUGAUUGCCUUACUUUUAUAUGACACACUAGGCCAAGGAGU